ACUCCCGACGAAGUCCACAGAAGGCAGAUGUCCCCUUCGAACGAUCACCCAUAAACCCAAGAAGUCCCUCCUCCAUCAUGUUUGUUUUCCAGAGGAUGGCGUCAUCGCAAGCCCUCUUCUCCUCCUUCCUCCUCUCCAACCACCCCAUCUCGCACACCCUCCUCGCCGCCGGCCUUUCUCCGGCGAAGCGCCUCGUCUCGCUCCAGAGGCGUCUCGACCCCCGCGAGCUCCCCGGGAAGCACGGGCUCUCCUCGCUUCGCUGUGCAGUGGCCACCACUGAGUCAGCUCAGUCAGCGAGUCCGAGCAGAAGUGGCAGCUCGGAGGAGAAUCCGGCGGAGGAGGAAGAAGAGGAGAAGAUUGCGCUGCCCACUAAUGAUUCGUCGGAGAGGCUCUUAAGAAUUCGCCACACGUGUGCACAUGUGAUGGCUAUGGCGGUUCAGAAGCUCUUCCCUGAUGCAAAAGUAACGAUUGGGCCGUGGAUAGAGAAUGGGUUCUAUUACGAUUUUGAUAUGGAGCCUCUGGCGGAUAAGGAUCUCAAGAAAAUCAAGAAGGAGAUGGACCGGAUUAUCAGCAAGAAUUUACCUCUCGUAAGAGAAGAGGUCUCAAGGGAUGAAGCUAGGAGAAGGAUUAUGACAAUGAACGAACCUUACAAGAUGGAGAUUCUGGAAAGUAUCAAGGAAGAGCCCAUCACCAUCUAUCACAUAGGGAAUGAAUGGUGGGAUCUGUGCGCUGGACCCCAUGUUGAAUCCACUGGAAACAUUAAUCGUAAAGCUCUAGAACUCGAAUCUGUUGCUGGAGCUUACUGGAGAGGAGACGAGAAGAGACCAAUGCUGCAGAGGAUCUAUGGCACUGCUUGGGAGAAUGAGAAACAAUUGAAAGCAUACCUUCACUUCAAAGAGGAAGCAAAACGUCGAGACCAUAGACGAAUCGGUCAGGAUCUUGAUCUAUUUUCUAUUCAGGAAGAAGCUGGCGGGGGACUUGUGUUUUGGCAUCCCAAGGGAGCGAUCAUAAGGCACAUAAUUGAAGAUUCAUGGAAAAAGAUACACAUGGAACACGGUUAUGAUCUCUUAUAUACUCCUCAUGUAGCUAGGGCAGAUCUUUGGAAGAUUAGUGGCCACUUGGACUUCUACAAAGAGAACAUGUUUGAUCAGAUGGACAUUGAGGAUGAUCUCUAUCAGCUUCGGCCUAUGAACUGUCCGUACCAUAUUCUGGUUUACAAGAGGAAGCUUCACUCUUAUCGGGAUUUUCCUAUCAGGGUCGCGGAGUUAGGGACAGUUUAUAGAUACGAAUUGUCUGGAAGCUUACAUGGCCUCUUUCGUGUUCGAGGUUUCACCCAGGAUGAUGCACACAUUUUUUGUCUAGAAGAUCAGAUCAAAGAUGAGAUCAGGGGAGUCCUUGAUCUUACAGAGAAAAUUCUACUACAAUUCGGGUUCGACAAAUACGAAGUCAAUCUCUCCACUAGACCGGAGAAGGCUGUUGGAGAAGAUUAUAUAUGGGAAAAGGCCACUUCUGCUCUCAGAGAUGCUUUAGAUGAUAAAGGUUGGAGCUAUCAGAUCGAUGAAGGAGGUGGUGCAUUUUAUGGUCCAAAGAUUGACCUGAAAAUCGAGGAUGCUCUUGGAAGGAAAUGGCAAUGCUCGACGAUUCAGGUUGAUUUUAACCUUCCCCAACGGUUUGAUAUCACGUAUGUCGACUCUGAUUCAGAAAAGAAACGUCCAAUCAUGAUUCACAGGGCUGUUCUGGGAUCACUAGAGCGGUUCUUUGGGGUCCUUAUAGAACAUUACGCGGGAGACUUCCCCUUAUGGCUCUCUCCAAUUCAGGCCCGAGUUUUACCGGUUACAGACACUCAGCUCGAGUACUGCAACAAGGUAGCCACGAAACUCAAAGCGAGUGGGAUUCGAGCUGAAGUCUGUCAAGGGGAGAGGUUGCCAAAGCUUAUCAGAAACUCAGAGAAGCAGAAGAUCCCGUUGAUGGCUGUUGUGGGUCCCAAGGAAGUGGAGACGGGGACUGUGACAGUUAGGUCUAGGUUUGCUGGGGAGCUCGGGAACAUGUCUGUUGAUGAUUUUAUCAGCACAAUCAGAUCUGCCACAGAGAACAGAGGAUCAUUCUGA
Punica granatum (pomegranate) is the source of this 2108-nucleotide messenger RNA. Lineage: Eukaryota; Viridiplantae; Streptophyta; Magnoliopsida; Myrtales; Lythraceae. The record is from RefSeq and is a predicted model, not a curated record.